UUUGGGAGGAAUCGAAAAAUGACUAAAUGACGUCUUCCUCUUGACUUCUGUCCGAAUGCCCCGAGUUUUACUCCUCUUUAACACAUCAUCUCUUGUUUUGUUUUGUGUAUUAUUUACACACUCUCCGAAACACAAAAAUAAAAAUUAAAAAUCAAAGAUGAUAAGUUGUUUCAUCUCUCCUCUUCUCUCCUCAUAACUCUUCCUUUCAAUUCAAAUCACUUCUACAACCGAGUCUUUCUUUGCCGGACGUUUUGUCUCUAUUCACCGACUUCAAGAAACUCCAAAAAAAACAAUUCCGAUAUGAGCAAACUAGUCGUUGAAAUCGUGGACGCGAGCGACUUGAUGCCCAAAGACGGGCAAGGCUCAGCGAGUCCAUUCGUGGAGGUUGAAUUCGACGACCAGCGGCAGAGAACGCAAACGCGGUUCAAAGAUCUAAACCCUCAGUGGAACGAGAAGCUCGUUUUCAACGUCGGUGACUUCAGGCGUCUGACCAACAAGACUAUCGACGUCACCGUCUACGACGACCGCCGUGAUAACCAGCCGGGAAAGUUCCUCGGCCGCGUAAAAAUCUCCGGCGCCGUUGUUCCGUUGUCGGAAUCUGAAGCCGACGUGCAGAGGUAUCCUCUAGACAAACGAGGUUUGUUCUCUCACAUCAAAGGCGACAUCGCUCUUAGAAUCUACGCCGCUCCUGUCGACGGCUCAGAUUUCAUUCCUCCGCCGGUUGAGGAGUUCGCCGUGAAGGAGACCAAGGAGGAGAAGCAAUUCGAACCUCAGGAGUUUCAUAAUCAUAACCAAAACCCAAACCAAAACUCAUUCGAAGAGGUUUACGUGGAGACGAUGAAGCCAAAGAAGAAGGAGAAAGAAACAAGAACUUUCCACUCGAUAGGAGCUCAGCAAUCGUUUGAAGCAAAGCCACCUUCUCACCUUCCUCCUAACCAACCGGAGUUUAGGUCAGAUUUCAUGAGAGCUCCGGGACCACCGCCUGGCGCGGUGAUGCAGAUGCCGCUGCCGCCGAGGCAGAAUCCUGAGUUUCAGCUCAUCGAAACCAGUCCUCCGUUAGCAGCACGGAGGAGACAGUCUUACUAUUACCGGAGCAGCGGAGACAAGACCUCGAGCACCUACGACCUCGUGGAGCAGAUGCAUUACCUCUACGUCAGCGUCGUGAAGGCUCGAGAUCUCCCUGUGAUGGACGUCUCCGGUAGCUUAGAUCCUUACGUGGAAGUGAAGCUUGGUAACUACAAAGGCCUGACGAAGCAUUUGGAGAAGAAUCAGAAUCCGAUCUGGAAGCAGAUCUUCGCCUUCUCUAAAGAGAGGUUGCAGUCGAAUCUUCUUGAAGUCACUGUUAAAGACAAAGAUCUCAUCACCAAAGAUGAUUUUGUCGGAAGGGUGUUGAUCGAUCUCACUGAAGUUCCUCUCAGGGUGCCUCCGGAUAGUCCUCUGGCUCCACAGUGGUACAGGCUUGAGGACAAGAAAGGGAUGAAGACGAACAGAGGAGAGGUCAUGCUUGCUGUCUGGAUGGGAACUCAAGCUGAUGAGUCGUUCCCUGACGCUUGGCACUCGGAUGCUCACCGCGUGAGCCAUUCGAACCUCUCCAACACUCGGUCCAAAGUUUACUUCUCGCCGAAGCUGUAUUACCUAAGGAUUCAUGUGAUGGAGGCUCAAGAUCUUGUGCCGUCUGAUAAAGGAAGAGUACCUGAUGCGAUAGUUAAGAUUCAGGCGGGGAAUCAGAUGAGAGCGACGAGGACGCCUCAGAUGCGGACAAUGAGUCCUCAGUGGGGCGAGGAGCUUAUGUUUGUUGUGUCUGAGCCGUUUGAGGAUAUGGUGAUUGUGUCGGUUGAUGAUAGGAUUGGUCCUGGGAAAGAUGAGAUACUGGGGAGGUUGUUUAUACCUGUGAGGGAUGUUCCGGUGAGGCAAGAGACUGGGAAGAUGCCUGAUCCACGGUGGUUUAAUCUUCAGAGACAUUCGAUGUCUAUGGAGGAAGAGACUGAGAAGAAGAAAGAGAAGUUCUCUAGUAAGAUUCUGCUUAGGCUUUGUAUUGAAGCUGGGUACCAUGUUCUUGAUGAGUCCACGCAUUUCAGCAGCGAUCUUCAACCGUCUUCAAAGCAUUUGAGGAAGCCGAGCAUUGGGCUUCUUGAGCUUGGGAUUCUCAGUGCUAGGAACUUGAUGCCUAUGAAAGCUAAAGAUGGGAGGAUGACUGAUCCCUACUGUGUGGCUAAAUAUGGGAACAAAUGGGUGAGAACGAGGACUCUUUUAAACGCGCUUGCACCUAAGUGGAACGAGCAAUAUACCUGGGAAGUUCAUGAUCCUUGCACGGUUAUAACAAUUGGAGUCUUUGACAAUGGUCAGACCAACGAUGGUGGUGACUCCAAGGACCAGAGGAUUGGGAAAGUUAGAGUGAGGCUAUCUACGCUGGAGACAGACCGGGUUUACACUCAUUACUACCCGUUGCUGGUUCUUACGCCCGGUGGUCUAAAGAAGAACGGUGAGCUUCAGCUAGCUCUGAGGUACACUUGCAUCUCCUUUGUUAACAUGAUGGCUCAAUACGGAAGACCGUUGUUGCCCAAAAUGCAUUAUGUUCAACCGAUACCAGUCAGGCAUAUCGACUUGCUUAGGCAUCAGGCGAUGCAAAUAGUUGCAACAAGACUAUCAAGGUCCGAGCCACCUCUGAGACGAGAGGUUGUGGAGUACAUGCUUGAUGUAGACUACCAUAUGUUCAGUCUCAGGAGAAGCAAAGCCAAUUUCAGCAGAAUCAUGUCGCUUCUCUCCUCGGUCACUCUAGUCUGCAAGUGGUUCAACGAUAUCUGCACAUGGAGAAACCCGAUCACAACCUGUCUCGUCCAUGUUCUGUUCCUGAUUCUUGUCUGCUACCCAGAACUGAUUUUACCCACAAUCUUCCUCUACCUCUUUGUGAUAGGCAUGUGGAACUACCGGUACAGACCGAGACACCCGCCUCACAUGGACGCUCGUGUGUCCCAAGCGGACAACGCUCACCCAGACGAGCUUGACGAGGAGUUUGACACUUUCCCGACAAGCAGACCUGCAGACAUUGUCAGAAUGAGGUAUGAUAGGCUAAGGAGUGUCGGUGGCAGAGUCCAGACAGUCGUGGGCGACCUGGCGACACAAGGAGAGAGGAUCCAAGCCUUACUUAGCUGGAGAGACCCGAGAGCAACUGCUUUGUUCAUCGUCUUCUCGUUGAUAUGGGCUGUGUUUAUAUACAUCACACCGUUCCAGGUGAUUGCGAUCUUGCUCGGGCUGUUCAUGCUGCGCCAUCCACGGUUCAGGAGCAGAAUGCCUUCAGUACCUGCCAACUUCUUCAAGAGAUUACCAGCCAAGUCAGAUAUGCUACUUUAGGUAAACCUAAAAACAUCAUUGUAUUUGUAAUAGUGUGUAUGAACAUAAGUGGAGAAACUUGUAGAGUGAAGCCAAGGAAACUAGUUUUGCCUGAAUGUGUAUUCCUCAAUAUUAUGUAUGAUGUUCCAAUAUUCUACCUCUAGUGAAAUAAAUGAGCCUACUCUUUUUCACAA
Brassica rapa (field mustard) is the source of this 3524-nucleotide messenger RNA. RefSeq names its product FT-interacting protein 7. The record is from RefSeq and is a predicted model, not a curated record. NCBI's taxonomy places the organism in Eukaryota, Viridiplantae, Streptophyta, Magnoliopsida, Brassicales, Brassicaceae.